Eruca vesicaria subsp. sativa (arugula) is the source of this 1512-nucleotide messenger RNA. Lineage: Eukaryota; Viridiplantae; Streptophyta; Magnoliopsida; Brassicales; Brassicaceae. The record is from the annotation of a GenBank genome assembly.
AUGUCGGAUGGAUACUACUAUAGUUCGAAGAAGAGGGACGAUCUCUGCGAAGAUGUUUGUGGACAGGACGGUUCACGAGCAGCCAAAGCCAUCUCAAAAAUUCGAUGCGUACUACGAGGACUCGAUUUCAAAACAUACAUCCUCUUCUUCACCCUUGUCCCCUUAUUCAUCUUCGGAGUCUACCUACACGGCCAAAAACUAACCUACUUCUUGAGACCACUCUGGCAAUCACCACCUAAACCGUUCCAAACGCUUCCACAUUACUACCACGAGAACGCCACCAUGAAAACGCUCUGCAGUCUCCACGGCUGGAAACACCGCGACUCACCAAGACGCGUCUUCGACGCCGUCUUGUUCAGCAACGAGGUCGAUAUGCUCACCAUCCGCUGGAAAGAACUUUCCCCUUACGUCACACAGUUCGUGAUCCUCGAAUCAAACUCUACUUUCACCGGUUUACCUAAACCGUUGGUUUUCGCCGCGAACCGGGAGAAAUUCUUCAAGUUUGCCGAGCCGAGGCUGAGUUACGGCAACAUUGGAGGGAGAUUCAAGAGAGGUGAGAACCCUUUUGUUGAAGAAGCUUACCAGAGGAUUGCGUUGGAUCAGCUGAUAAGACUAGCUGGGAUUCAAGAAGACGAUCUUUUGAUAAUGUCUGACGUGGACGAGAUCCCUAGUGCACAUACCAUCAACCUCCUUAGAUGGUGCGAUGGUUACCCGCCGGUUCUUCAUCUUCAGCUCAGAAAUUAUUUAUACUCGUUUGAGUAUUACGUGGACAGCAAAAGCUGGAGAGGUUCUGUGCAUCGGUACAAGCCCGGGAAGACACGGUACGCUCAUUUCCGACAAGGGGACACUCUUUUAGCGGACUCUGGUUGGCAUUGCAGUUUCUGUUUCAGACGCAUUAGUGAGUUUGUGUUCAAGAUGAAAGCGUAUAGUCACAAUGAUCGUGUUAGGUUCUCUCAUUAUCUGAAUCCGAAAAGGAUACAAGAUGUGAUAUGUAGAGGGACUGAUUUGUUUGACAUGAUUCCUGAAGAGUAUACGUUCAGGGAAAUCAUCGGGAAGCUAGGACCGAUACCUCGGUCUUAUUCAGCUGUUCAUCUACCAGCUCAUUUGAUUGAGAAAGCUGAGAGUUAUAAGUACUUGUUACCUGGGAACUGCGUAAGGGAAAGUGGGUGAUAAGGGUUUGUGCUUAUCAGGCUUUGUAGUUGUUAGGUACUUAUUAUCAGUAGAGGGAGUGUUGGAAAACAGAGGAUGGUACAGUUUAUUGAAGGAUAUGGAGUCUUUGGUGAUGGGUAUAGAAACCUUGUGUUCUUAUUAAUACUGACUCAUGUUCCCAUGUUGUUCUGGGAAUUUUUUGCUGGAAUAGCCUCUCUCUUUUUCUCUUCAAAACUCUUCUCAUACUCCUUCUUUAUUAGUCUGUACAAUUUACUAGUGAUUUAUUUACAUUAUACUCAUAUUCUUUGUAAUUUUUAUUUUACUAAAAAAAUCAUUGUUUGAUCUCCUCUUGAUUCGUUUGUU